Molecule: messenger RNA, 1563 nt
Organism: Pyrenophora tritici-repentis Pt-1C-BFP
Lineage: Eukaryota; Fungi; Ascomycota; Dothideomycetes; Pleosporales; Pleosporaceae
Source: RefSeq, a predicted model, not a curated record
AUGUCGACCAAAACUCGCCCCGCUAUCCCGCCCGUCGUCAUGGACAGCAUUACCCAGCAAAUCGGCAACACGCCGCUCGUCCGCCUGAACAAGAUCCCUCAGUCUCUCGGUAUCCGCGCCACCGUGUACGCAAAGGUCGAAGCCUUCAAUGCCGGCGGCAGUGUCAAAGACCGUAUCGCGCUGCGCAUGAUCGAGGAAGCCGAGAGGUCUGGCCGCAUAAAGCCCGGUGACACACUCAUCGAGCCCACAUCCGGCAACACGGGUAUCGGGCUUGCGCUGAUCGGCGCGGUCAAGGGCUACAGGACAAUCAUCACGUUGCCCGAGAAGAUGAGCCCGGAGAAGGUGGCGGUUCUCAAGGCGCUUGGGGCAGAGAUUAUCCGAACGCCGACGAGUGCGGCGUGGGAUAGUCCCGAGAGCCACAUUGGCGUUGCCAGGCGCCUGGUCAAGGAGAUCCCCAAUGCGCAUAUCCUGGACCAGUACUCCAACCCUGAUAACCCGCUCGCGCACGAGUACGGCACGGCCGAGGAGAUCUGGACACAGACCGAGGGCAAGAUUACCUGUCUUGUGGCUGGUGCAGGUACCGGCGGUACUAUUACAGGGCUUGCGCGUGGUCUGAGAAAACACAAGCAGGAUGUCAAGAUUGUGGCGGCAGAUCCUCAUGGCAGUAUCCUCGCUCUUCCUCCAAGCCUGAACGAUGAACGCGUGAAUGAGGGCUACAAGGUCGAGGGCAUUGGAUACGACUUCAUUCCUGAUGUCUUGGACCAGAAGAUUGUAGACAAGUGGUACAAGACAGAAGACCGGACGUCCUUCCUGUAUGCGCGCAGAUUGAUCUCCGAGGAAGGCAUCCUAUGCGGUGGUUCGUCUGGCAGCGCAAUGGCAGCCAUGGUCGAAGCUGCAAAGGACAUGAACCUCACCGAGGACGACGUCGUAGUAGUCAUACUCCCCGACAGCAUCAGGAGCUAUCUCAGCAAGUUCGCCGACGACGACUGGCUCGCAGCAAACGACCUCCUCCCUCCCACCCCCCCGCACACACCCGCCGCCUCCCUCCGCCGCCUUUCGACAAGCAAGAAAACCGACCCCUUCCACAGCGCCACAAUCGCCUCCCUCCGCCUCAAACCCGUCACCACCAUCCCCGCCCACUCCCCCUGCAGCGAAGCCAUAGAAACCAUGCGGGAAAAGGGCUUCGACCAGCUCCCCGUGAGCACAUACUCUGCGGCGGGAAAAGCUAAACUCGUCGGCCUCGUCACCCUCGGCAACCUCCUAUCGUACAUUGCCGCGGGUCGCGCAACGCCCAAAUCGGCCGUCGAAACCGUCAUGUUUGAUUUCCGCAAGCUGAACGAGGUUGUCAAGGACCUGGGUCGCUUGUCGCUUGACGGCGACAAUGCAAAGAAUACGCAAAAGGCGGGUCAUAAAGGUCGUCGCGAGUUUGUGGAAAUCACAAAGGAGACUAGUCUGAGUGAUUUGAACAAGUUCUUUGAGUGGAAUAGUGCGGCUGUGGUUACGGAGAGGGUGGAUGGCGAGACGAGGGCUGGGAGUGUGAAUGGCAAUGGUGAGGCUCAUUAG